AGAAGGCAGGAAGUAGGUACGGCUCUCAUUUCAAUUGAACAAAUACGGCACAUUCUCCCUUCAUACGUUGCGUUUUGUGGCCAAAUUCCAUCUGCUGGGAAGAUACACGCUGUCGUUCACAUUCCACAUGAACUCCCUGCUGAGUUAAAGGUGACCGACAUGGCAGCCAAUGGAGACAGCUGUGACAAGCCUCUAAGACGCACAGGAGCCAAAGACAAACAGAAUGGCAAAUUUACAGACUCAACAAUAAGAGAGAGGAGGCAGAGAGAUAAGGAGGAGCGUCUUUCCCUGGUGCUGUGGAGGAGACCUCUGACAACACUCCAUUACUUUUUUCUAGAGUUAUUCAUCAAGCUAAAGGAGUGGACGCUGAAGCUGUGGCAGCGACGGGGCGUGGUCUUCCUACUUCUGCUGCUGUGCUCGCUCUUCUCGGCCACCUACUCUAUCCAGGGGGCUCACCAAAAAUAUGUGCAGUACCUGGAGAAGAGGCUCCUGUGGUGUGCAUAUUGGGUCGGCCUGGGCAUCCUGUCUUCUGUCGGCCUUGGGACUGGUCUGCACACCUUCCUGCUCUACCUGGGUCCUCACAUAGCCUCCGUCACACUGGCGGCGUACGAGUGCAGCUCCACAGAUUUCCCAGAACCUCCAUACCCGGACCAGAUUGUGUGUCCGCCACUUGGCGGGGAGGAGGGCAGCGUCUCCCUCUUCUCCAUCAUGUCGAAGGUCCGCCUGGAGGCCUGCAUGUGGGGUGCGGGCACUGCCAUCGGAGAGUUGCCUCCGUACUUCAUGGCCAGGGCAGCGCGGCAGUCAGGAGCCGAACCUGAGGACGAAGACUACGAGGAGUUUGAGGAGAUGCUGGAGCAAGCCCAGAGCGCACAGGACUUUGUCACCAGAGCCAAGCUGGGAGUUCAACACAUGGUGCAGAAAGUGGGAUUCUUCGGCAUCUUGGCUUGUGCUUCGAUCCCGAAUCCUCUUUUCGAUUUGGCGGGAAUCACCUGUGGACACUUCCUGGUUCCCUUCUGGACCUUCUUUGGGGCCACGCUCAUCGGGAAAGCCGUCGUCAAGAUGCACAUACAGAAGCUGUUUGUGAUCAUCACCUUCAGCAAGCACAUCGUGGAGCAAAUGGUGUCCCUGAUUGGGUCCAUUCCUCGAGUAGGAGCCUCGCUGCAGAAGCCCUUCAGUCACUACUUGGAGGCCCAGAGGAACAAGCUGCAUCACGCUGAAGGAACCACUCAAUCAGAUGACAACUGGCUGUCGUGGCUGUUUGAGAAGCUGGUGCUGGUCAUGGUGGUCUACUUCGUCAUCUCCAUCCUCCACUCCAUGGCGCAGGCACACGCCAAGCGGCGGCAGCAGCGGCGCCGCUCGGAGGAGAAGAUCAAGUGAAUUUGAAAGGAAGCGGUAGGAAGUGAGUGCUGCUCGCUCGCUCUCUUCAAACAAACCUCGCCAUGAGUGUGUGAAGACCAGACAGUGUGUGUGUGUGUGUGUGUGCGUGUGUGUGUGCGUGUGUGUGUGUGUGUGUGUGUCAUCCACACCGUCUCCUGUAGUUUAACGAUCAUCUCAGUCUUACGGCGUGCUGAGCAGCUGCGUGUCCUACUGAUUCUAAGCUCUUAUUUCCCAUGAUUCCAACGCCUUAUGCAAAGAUGGCAACGUCUUCAACCCUUCAAUAGUUUGACUUGUGUACCAGACUCUGGACUUGGGGCAGGUGCCAACAUUUGGGCUCCCAACAAUUCCACGGAGUGAGCGCUCCAUUCAGAAUCCAUUCUCCAUUCAAAACGAUUCUGCCGACAUAUUAUUAUUAUUAUUAGAAUCAUACUGAAACUUUUUCAAAACCGGUAAGAAAAGCUCCUUCCACUAGGAGGUGGCCUAAAACAUUUUUAAUUUUUUUUUUAAUGGAAUCAGAAUGGAGGAUGAAUAAGAAUGGCGAUUCAGACGAUAUUUUUAGUGCACCCUGGUGAACGACUCAGACUUUUCACGCUAUCUUUUCGACCUGUUGGGACAUUAAAAGCCUCUUUUGUUUUCUUUUGGCUCCGGGGGUGAGAAAGAAGGAAAAAAAGCAAUAACAAUGUAAAAGUUGUGUUGUUGAAGGUUCGCACAUUGUGUAGAUUUGUUCAUCUCGGACGUGUUUCAUUUCUAUGGUGUGUGAUGAGCCUCUCUGAAAGGUGUGUACUUCCUGCUAUAUAAAAGGUGUACUUCC
Nerophis ophidion (straightnose pipefish) is the source of this 2188-nucleotide messenger RNA. RefSeq names its product vacuole membrane protein 1 (gene vmp1). Gene Ontology annotation, biological process: Golgi organization; autophagy. NCBI's taxonomy places the organism in Eukaryota, Metazoa, Chordata, Actinopteri, Syngnathiformes, Syngnathidae. The record is from RefSeq and is a predicted model, not a curated record. Gene Ontology annotation, cellular component: endomembrane system; endoplasmic reticulum; membrane. The transcript is spliced from 12 exons. The coding region runs from base 160 to 1377 and encodes 405 amino acids.